AUGGCCGACAUGUCAGAAACGCCUGCAUCGUCAGCAGCCCCUGUCGACGCGAAAGCCGGAUCGGGUCCAUUGCGAUCAAACACCGCCUCGCCGGCUAAAUCGAAGACUGCCUCGCCAACGGAAGCGGAAUCAUCGGAGCCAACGUCUGCGCAGGCCGGUAUUGAGGUUGAUGACACUGUGGCGGACAAUGACUCAGUCUUGGACGAUCAGCUCUCCAUCUCGGCAUACACAGCUUCGCUUACCUCCAGCGUAGUCAACUACCCGACUGAACAUGGUCGACGCUACCAUGCCUUCAGGUCUGGAGCAUACUAUGGUCCUAAUGACGAGUCUGAGCUCGAUCGGCUUGACUUCAUGUCUGCAUUUCUCAUCAAAGCCGUCGGCGGCAAACUUCACCACGCUCCCCUGGAGAAAGACAAGAUUCACCGGAUCCUCGACAUUGGAACUGGGACUGGGAUAUGGGCUGUUCAAAUCGCAGAACUAUUCCCAAAUGCUGAGGUCAUUGGGAACGAUCUCAGCCCUAUUCAGACGAACUGGGUUCCGCCAAACGUCAAGUUCGAGGUUGACGACGUCGAGAGCCCAUGGGUCGGGAGCAAAUACGACUUCAUCUUCAGCAGAUCGAUGGCUGGCGCCAUCAAAGAUUGGCCGAAGCUUGUAGAGAGCACCUUUCAAAACACCAAUCCUGGGGGCUGGGUAGAAUUUCAGGACUGGGAUCUGCUCUACCGCUCUGACGACGGCUCACUAACCGACGAUCAUCAGACAUUGAAGAUGACCAAGAUGUUUAUUGACAUCUGCAGACAGAUUGGCAGGGAGCCUUGCCCUGGCCCCCUUCUCCCCCGGUGGCUCGAAGAUGCUGGGUUUACGAAUAUUGUCCAUAGGAAGGUCAAGAUCCCGCUGGGUUCCUGGGCGAAGGAGCCGCAUCUGAAGGAAAUCGGGCAGAUGAACCUCGUUCAAGUUCUUGACGGCUUGGAAGCCUUCAAUUUAAGGCUGUUUACAGGAAGCCUUGGCUGGACGAAAGAGGAGGCCAUGGUGCUCUUUGCGCAAUGCCGUAAUGAGAUGAAGUCGAAGGUUUUCCAUGCCCUUAUCGAGUUUCAUGUGGUGUAUGCCCAAAAGCCCGAGGCAGAGGUCGAGGAAUGA
Molecule: messenger RNA, 1134 nt
Organism: Colletotrichum karsti
Lineage: Eukaryota; Fungi; Ascomycota; Sordariomycetes; Glomerellales; Glomerellaceae
Product: methyltransferase domain-containing protein
Exons: 10
Coding region: 1-1134 (377 amino acids)
Molecular function (GO): methyltransferase activity
Source: RefSeq, a predicted model, not a curated record